AGAAGAAGAUGAUCAAUGGCGGUGGAAAAAAAUGUCAAUCUUCUUUCAGUUGGCUUACUGGAAGGAUUUGCUUGUAAGCCAUAAUAUUGAUGUAAUGCACGUGGAAAAAAAUGUUUCUGAUGCACUGUUAUCAAUUCUGAUGCAUAAUGGGAAAUCCAAGGAUGGUUUAAAAGCAAGAAAAUACUUAGAAGACAUUGGUAUUCGUAGCAACUUACACACACAGAAGCGUGGGAAGAGAACUUACUUGCCUUCAGCGGCGUAUUGGCUUUCUAAGGAGGAAAAACGUAAAUUCUGCAGAAGAUUAUCCAAAUUCAGAGGACCAGAUGGAUAUUGUGCCAACAUAUCCAAUUGUGUGUCAGUAGAUCCUCCCAACAUUGGUAGUAUGAAGUCACAUGACCACCAUGUUAUGCUGCAAAAUUUGUUUCCUGUGGCAUUGAGAGGUUUACUGCCUAGAGGACCUCGUAUUGUAGUGAAUUGUAUCUGCAAUUUCUUCAAUAGAUGUUCCAACGUGUACAUGAAGACACUUAAGGCAUAUGUGAAGAAUUUUGCAAGGCCAGAAGCUUUUAUGGCGGAGGGCUACUUGGCUGGUGAAUGCAUUGCAUUCUGUUUGGAGUUCCUCCAGAAAUCUGUUCUAGUACAAGAAACUCUUAAUCGUAAUGAAGAUCUUGAAGCAGAUCAACAAAUUCUUGAAGGCAGACCACUACAUAAAGCUACAGAAAAGACUCUUACAGAUAAAGAACGAGACAUAGCUCAUCGGUAUAUUCUCAUGAAUACAGCAGUCAUGGAACCAUAUAUUGAGUUGCAUUUGGAAGAACUACAAGCUACAGAUGUAAGAUGUGCAAAGAAUGAAACACUCUUGUGGAAAUAUCACACAGAAAGGUUCCCACAAUGGAUCAAAUAUAAGAUACCAAGUAACUCAAAAGAUCAUUCUAGUAGACUGAGAUGGCUUGCAUUUGGACCAAGACAUAUUGCUCAAACUUACAAGGGGUAUAUAAUUAAUGGUAAGCGGUUCCACACUGAUGAUGUCAAGAGGAAAACCCAGGAGAGUGGAGUAACUUAUGAAGCAUUUUCUAUGUGUAGAUCAAGUGCUAAAGAUACUAGACAAAUGGCGGUAGAUAUAAUAUCAUUCUAUGGAGUGAUAAAGGAGAUCUUGAUGCUGGACUACCACAUGUUCCAGAUUCCAGUUUUUAGGUGUAUUUGGGCUAACAAAGGGAAUGGAGUGAAAGAGGAAGACGGUUUCACACUUGUCAAUCUCCAUAUGAACCAGUCAGCAUACUUAAAUGAUCCUUUCAUUUUGGCAUCGCAGGCUAAACAAGUUUUUUAUUCUAGAGAAGAUGACAGCUCACCUUGGUAUGUUUGUAUGAGGGCGCCACCAAGAGGGUACCAUGAGCUAGAAACAGUAGAGGAGUUUGUUUCUACACCAUUAUCAGUCCAGCCAAUUGAAGAUUUAGGAGAUCAAUCAUCUGACGACGAGAGUUUUUGUGUUAGUAAGCGCCAGGCAGGCCUUGAUGUCACUCCUGUAGUGUCAUUGAAGAAGAAGAAGAGAAACAAGAAGUCUAUCAUUGAAGAGAAUGAAAGAGACAAUGAAGAAGAGAGAAUAGAAGUGGCUACUGAAGGAGAUGAUGGUGUAGAGGAAGAAGAUAUUAAUGGAGAAGAAGAUAUUGAAGAACAAGAGAAUGGAGCAGAAGAUAAUGAAGAACAAGAUAAUGGUCAGUCUCAAGAGAAUGAAAGAGAUAAUGAAGAAGUAGAAGAACACUCACCCCAAAUACAAGAAGAUCCAAUACCUCCUUCCACAGCAAGUGCCUCUGAAACCCAGACACACCAGUCAGACGACAAAAAUAGGAAGUCAAGAGGUCCAACUAGAAUGCGCAAAGUGGCAAAGAAUCUUGAGGAUAAGGUAGAAGUGGAGUUUAAUGCUCUUGGUGAGCAUGUUGGUAAGGGAUCAGUGACACUCUCCUCUUUCCUUGGUCCUCUAGUGAGAGAGCAUGUGCCUGUACUGCUAGAUGACUGGAGACAGCUUGAUCAAAGGACAAAAGACGUUAUGUGGGAAGAAAUUCAGGGGAGGUUCAAUAUAAAAGAAGAUUGGCAGAAAGAAGCAGUAUUUAGGCAAAUGGGUGGUAUGUGGAGGGCUGUCAAAUCCAAGCUUGUUACCAAAGUAAGAUCUACUAAAAGCAAAGUUGCUCUACAGCAAAUGAAGCCUAGCAACAUCCAAUGUACAUCAGCCUGGAACAGUUGGGUUAAGAACAAAUGCACAUCAGCUUUUAAGGAACGAAGUGAAAAAUACAGGCAACUGAGGAAGGGUCAAAUUCCUCAUACUACAAGCCCCAAAGGAAUGACUCGCUUAGCUGAUGAGAUGGAAAUGAUCAAGACCAUUGAUAGUGAAAUGGACUCCACCACAUCCACGGAUAAUGUUAGGGAAGAUGCUGUGAGUCAGGUACUAGGAAAAGACAGACCAAGAAGAGUUAGGGGGAUGGGCAGAGGCGCAACUGUUACAAAGUUAGCAUUCUCACAGACAAGAGACUCUCAUGUCAAGAAGCUUGAAGCUUCUCAAGCAGAAUUGCUAAGUAAGCUUGAAAAUUUGCAGAAUGUGGUUAGUAACUUAGCUAGUAAAAAGAGACAAACUGAUGAUGUUUCCAUGUCUGACUUAAGCAAUGUUAGCAAAAGAGGAGUUAGGUGUCAGCUUCUUGAUUGGUGUUCAAAUGUUGAGGUGGUUGUUGGUGAAGGAGAAUUCUGCUCCAGUGAACACACAUAUAAGAUUGGUAGAAUACCAUUGGGUCGCAAUGCAUCUGUUGUACUUGUGAAGUCCACAACAGUUAUACAUGCAUCUGUCUGGAGACCUACUCCAACCAUUUUCACACUUAGUGAAGCUGUUGGACAUAAAAUUGCAUGGCCACUUGACAAGAUUAUAUUGGAUGAGGAUAUUAACUUGUCCCAACCUACUAAGACUGUCGAAUCAGAGCAGGUAAAUUACAACUACUAUUGAGUUCCUCUUAAAUUCAUAUUGGUUAGAUUACUAAUAUAGAUAUAUGUUUGCAUGAUUCAUUAGCCAACAAAUGAAUCACUAGGAAGAAUUAAAAUCUUUCAAUAUUG
This is a messenger RNA of Arabidopsis arenosa, 3090 nucleotides long. Lineage: Eukaryota; Viridiplantae; Streptophyta; Magnoliopsida; Brassicales; Brassicaceae. The record is from the annotation of a GenBank genome assembly.